AGUACAACCAGCUGCCCAUAGGAUACAGCAGAUAACAAUGGAACCAGACAGUGCAAAUUUGGGAAAUGGUGAAUUUAACAAAGUGAAGUACAAGGAAAAUGCACUGGAAAAUCCUAAGGAGAAUCAUAGAAAAAACAAAAAUAAAGAUGAAAAACAAGUUGAAAAAGUACCAGCAGUUAACCCCCUUCAGAUGUUUCGUUUUGCAGAUGGUCUAGAUAUUUUCCUGAUGGUAGUUGGAAUUAUAGCUGCAGUGGCUCAUGGAAUUUGCCUUCCGCUGUUGUCAGUUGUUUUUGGAGAUAUGACAAAUGGGUUUAUAUGCCAAGCUGCCAAUUCAACCUUAAAUUUGACAGACUGUGAUGACAUGCCCUUUGAAGAACAAAUGGCUAAGUUUUCCUAUUACUAUGUUGCAAUUGGAGCAGGAGCACUGCUAUGUGCUUACAUCCAAGUUUCUUUUUGGGUUCUGACUUCAGCAAGACAGACGAGAAGACUUCGAAAGCUAUUUUUUCACACUUUACUGAGAAGAGAGAUUGGAUGGUUUGAUGUUAACCCAGUUGGACAACUCAAUACACGUCUAACAGCUGACAUCAACAAAAUCAACGAGGGAAUUGGGGAUAAGAUUGGACUUUUGUUCCAGUAUAUCGCAACUUUUGCCGGAGGCGUAAUAGUUGGUUUUGCAAGGGGAUGGAAGCUAACUCUGGUAAUUCUGGCUGCCAGCCCUCUCCUUGCAUUAUCAGCUGUUCUGUGGUCUAAGCUCACAGUGUCGUUCACCAGCUUAGAGAUGACAGCUUAUGCAAAAGCUGGAGCCGUUGCAGAAGAGGUGUUGGGGGCAAUCCGAACGGUGAUGGCGUUUGGAGGUCAACAGAAAGAGAUUGAAAGGUACCAUAGCAAUUUAGGUGAAGCAAAGAAAAUUGGUAUAAAGAAGGCUAUUACUGCCAAUCUGUCUGUUGGAUUUGCCUACUUUAUAAUAUUUGGAUCUUAUGGAAUUGGAUUUUGGUAUGGAACUACUUUGGUACUUGAGAACUCAGAGUAUUCCAUUGGAACAGUUCUCACUAUUUUUUUCUGUGUUACCUUUGGAACAUUCUCGAUUGGUCAAACAGCACCCUAUAUUGAAGCAUUCUCUAAUGCUAGAGGAGCGGCAUAUGAAAUCUAUAAAAUACUAGAUGAGAAAUCUGCCAUAGAUGGUUUCUCAGAAGAAGGAUAUAGGCCUGAUCAAAUUAAAGGAAUAGUGGAAUUUAAGAAUGUGCAUUUUAAUUAUCCAUCAAGACCAGAUGUAAAGGUUUUAAGAGGCCUGAAUUUGAAGAUUAAGAGCGGACAGACGGUAGCUCUGGUGGGAAGCAGCGGCUGUGGAAAAAGUACAACCAUUCAGUUGCUGCAGAGAUACUACGAUCUCCAGGAAGGAUCGAUUACAGUUGAUGGCCAUGAUAUACGGUCACUAAAUAUCAGGCAUUUUCGAAAGUUCAUUGGCGUGGUCAGUCAAGAGCCUGUACUUUUUGCUACAACCAUUGCUGAAAACAUACGAUUUGGACGUGAAGAUGUUACAGAUGCAGAAAUUGAGAUGGCUACAAAAGAAGCAAACGCUUAUGAUUUCAUCAUGAAACUUCCUGAUAAAUUCGACACUCUUGUUGGGCAGAGAGGUACACAACUGAGUGGAGGGCAGAAACAAAGAAUUGCAAUUGCCCGGGCUCUGGUGCGUAAUCCCAAGAUCCUUUUGUUAGAUGAAGCUACUUCAGCCCUGGACACAGAGAGUGAAGCUGUGGUUCAAGCAGCAUUGGAUAAGGCAAGUAAAGGUCGUACUACGAUCUUGAUUGCUCAUCGUCUGUCGACAAUCAGGACUGCAGACAUGAUAGCAAGCUUUCAGAAUGGUGUUUUAGUGGAACAGGGGACACAUGCAGAAUUGAUGCAGCAAAAUGGAGUUUUCCAUUCACUUGUACUGGCACAGUCUUUUAAAAGCACAGAGGAAGAAAACAGGAAAACAGAAAAUGGCGAAGAGCAGGAUGAAUCUGAAAAUCUUCUCCACAAGCGCACACUGUCUAAUAAAUCAAGUACGAGAAGUGGUAAUGAGAUUGAAACUGAAGUGGAAAAAAAUGAGGCAAAGGAAGAAAAACUCCAAAGUGUUUCAUUUCUGAAACUUUUCAAAUUGAACAAAUCAGAGUGGCCUUACAUAUUUCUGGGAGUCAUAGGUGCGAGUAUCAAUGGAGCAACUCAUCCUGCCUUUUGCAUUAUAUUUGCAAAAAUUAUUAGUAUCUUUACUGAAACCGAUACAGCAGUGAUCAGGCAACAAGCAGAUCUUUAUUCUAUUUUAUUCUUUGUUAUCGGUAUAAUUUCCUUUGUUACAUAUUUCUUACAAGGUUUUAUGUUUGGAAAGGCUGGGGAAAUCCUCACUCAGAAACUGAGAUAUAUGGCCUUCAAGUCAAUGUUACGUCAGGAGAUUGCUUGGUUUGAUGAUAAGAAAAACAGCACUGGUGCCCUAAUCACAAGACUGGCAACAGAGGCAUCGCAAGUCCAAACAACUGUAGGUUCAAGAUUAGGACUAAUAGCACAAAACAUUGCAAGCAUGGGAUCUGCUGUUAUUAUAUCAUUCAUAUUUGGAUGGCAGAUGAGCUUGUUGGUCCUAGCAAUGGUGCCCAUCCUUGCUGUGGCCGGAGUGGUUGAAAUGAAAUCUCUAACAGGAUACACAAGUCGUGAUAAAAAAGACCUUGAAGCAGCUGGAAAGGUAGCAACAGAAGCUGUGGAAAAUAUCCAUACUGUUGUUUCUUUGACUGCGGAACCAACGUUUGAAAAGAUGUACGAUGAAAAUUUGGAGUUGCCACACCGAAAUGCUAAAAAGAAAUCCCAGGUCUAUGGUUUUGCCUUUGCACUGAGCCAGGCUAUCCAAUACUUUAGCUACGCUGCUAGUUUCCGAUUUGGUGCAUUCCUGAUAUCAAUAAAUGCAAUGGAUGUAGAAGGUGUUUUCCUUGUUUUUAAUGCCAUUGUGUAUGGUGCUGUAGCAAUUGGACAGAGCAGUUCUUUUGCUCCUGAUUAUGCAAAGGCAAAAGUUGCUGCGAUGAAUCUCUUUGCACUUUUUGAGCGUGUGCCAGCUAUAGACAGCGACAGCACUGAUGGACAGAAGCUGGAAAACUUCAAUGGUGACUUGAAAUUCUCCAAAGUUUACUUCAGAUAUCAGAGUCGUCCAAAUGUACCAGUGCUCAAAAGACUGUCAUUCAAGGUUGGAAAAGCACAGACUUUGGCACUAGUUGGCAGCAGUGGUUGUGGGAAAAGUACAUCUGUGCAGCUUAUAGAAAGGUUCUAUGACCCACUGAAAGGAGAAGUGUUUCUGGAUGGAACUGAUAUCAAAAACAUCAACAUUCAAUGGCUUCGAUCACAAAUAGGAAUUGUAUCCCAGGAACCUGUGCUCUUCAAUUGUAGCAUUGCUGAGAAUAUUGCCUAUGGUGACAACAGCAGGACCGUAUCACAGGAGGAGAUUGAGAAGGCAGCAAAGGCAGCAAAUGCUCAUUCCUUUAUUGACCAACUCCCUGAUAAAUACAACACUAGAGUUGGGGAGAAAGGAGCUCAGCUUUCCGGUGGGCAAAAACAACGAAUAGCUAUUGCACGAGCUCUCGUACGGCAGCCAAAAAUUCUGCUCUUAGAUGAGGCGACAUCUGCACUUGAUACAGAGAGUGAAAAGAUUGUUCAGGAGGCUCUCGACAAAGCAAGGGAAGGACGGACCUGUGUGAUCAUUGCUCACCGUUUGACGACAGUUCAGAAUGCUGAUGUGAUUGCUGUUAUUGACAAUGGACAAGUAAUAGAACAGGGCACACAUGAACAGCUGCUAGCUAGACACGGGGCUUACUAUAAUCUAGUAAAUGCCCAGGUCAUUCAAUAAAAUUCCAUUUUUAUUUUGUGAACAGUAUUGGAGCUGCUUUUCUAUUGAAGCAAAGUAUUUAAAACUGUGCGCUAAUAGGAAGAUGGGGUAUAAUUUGGGACUUGAUUCCUCAUCAGAAUAUCACUUCUAAGAAGCAACUUCAUGCUGAUUUGAAAUCACAACAAGUGUUACAUCUCAAUAACACACGGACAACACGGUGGGUCAUCUGUAGUUAUUAUAAACUACCCUCCAAAGCACCAGUAGGGCUGAGAUGAGGCCUUUAAGUGGUCAUUAAUUGGUCACUUAAGGGUGUCAAUUGAUCCAACUGUCAGAAGGUUACCCAAUGCAUCUCCAGUCCCACAUAAAAUUUCAAACAGUUCAGAGAUAAAUAGCUUGUGGCAGGAAAAUACUUCAAUACUAAAAUCCAGCCCAACAUUGUGAAAAUGAUAGGUUAGGUCCCAUAUGUAAGCCAAGAAAUGUUUUGAUACAGUCAUUUAGAACAUUCUCUAAAAUGUUGCACUUGCUGAAUCAUCUAAGCAACACCUUCUUCCAAUUGUAAUUUUAAAUAAUUUGGAGCGAUCUUCUUGUAGUUGUCAAAGGUAGGUUUUUCUGUUUUGUUUGAAAUCUCAUGAGAGUUUCUGGGGUCAGCCUAAUUUGAACAAUGUGGUAGGAUUCUCAACUGCACCAGGCAUCCCAUCGCAGGAAAGAGUGAGGAAUUGGAAAAUGGACACAGCAGGCCUUAGGCACAUCCAGCAGUGUGUAGAUCAAAGUCACUGCCAAGAAGGGGAUAGAUUAUAGAUUUCAGAAUGUAAAAAAUCCUUCGUGGUAAUCUAUUGCAUUUCUUGAAGGGAUGUUUGAAAUUUAAUUCUUCUUCCUCAUGCCACAACAACUAUAGAUCCAGACCCAAAUAGUCAUUCCUUCAUCCAGCAUUAACACACUGUAGAUUCCUCUUCCAUGACUAUGUUAUUUGAAUUACCCUGCAUAUGUUUGUGUAGACAUACUGAAUGAUUACAAUUUCAAGCUGGUAUUAAUCAGAGAGGAGCCAUUAAAGUGGAUCCCAUGCCAAUUUCCAGCUUUCAUUCUCCUUAAAUCAGGAAGUAUGCUAGGGAAAAAUUGGAUUCAGUUUAUUAUCAUUCCAAACAAUGAAAAGAGGCCAGUUUUCUCAAGGCAUGCCAUUUGUUUCUUUGAAAAUAAAUGAUUCCUUACUAAUGGUUGCAUGGAAUUUACAUGAAACAUAAAAGAUUUGCUAAUAAGUAAUAGUCAGAAUAUCUUACUAAUUAUCUCAGGUAUCGUUUAAAGAAGUGGUUGGGCCUUUAUAGCAGCUAUGUACUGUAUUAGGUAACUCAACUAUGUACAAGACGGUUAUGGCAAGGUAUUCUGUGCAUUUGGCAGAAAUGGCCAUUGGUUCUGCCUAUCCAUGUAACAUGAACGGAGAAUAAAAUAUUUAAGUUAUAAAGUA
Messenger RNA from Rhincodon typus (whale shark), 5300 nucleotides. Its product is annotated as ATP-dependent translocase ABCB1-like. Gene Ontology annotation, biological process: transmembrane transport. The transcript is spliced from 28 exons. Gene Ontology annotation, cellular component: membrane. Gene Ontology annotation, molecular function: ATP hydrolysis activity; ATP binding; ABC-type transporter activity. The record is from RefSeq and is a predicted model, not a curated record. The coding region runs from base 38 to 3862 and encodes 1274 amino acids. Lineage: Eukaryota; Metazoa; Chordata; Chondrichthyes; Orectolobiformes; Rhincodontidae.